Molecule: messenger RNA, 2555 nt
Organism: Octopus bimaculoides (California two-spot octopus)
Lineage: Eukaryota; Metazoa; Mollusca; Cephalopoda; Octopoda; Octopodidae
Product: alpha-L-fucosidase
Biological process (GO): fucose metabolic process; glycoside catabolic process
Cellular component (GO): lysosome
Molecular function (GO): alpha-L-fucosidase activity
Source: RefSeq, a predicted model, not a curated record
GAUUAUAUUUUGAUCACAUGAAUAAUGGCGACUGCGGCAAGGAUGUUGUGUGGGUUUUAUUUGUUGUUUAUCCUCUCUUUUCUUUUACAACAAACUGAUGCCGAAUAUCAACCUAACUGGGAAUCUUUAGAUAAAAGAAUUCUUCCUUCAUGGUACGACGAAGCGAAGUUUGGUAUAUUUCUUCACUGGGGCGUUUUCUCCGUACCGAGCUAUGGUUCCGAGUGGUUUUGGUGGUACUGGAAAGGAAGUAAAACCCCUUAUUAUGUUGAUUUUAUGAACAAGAAUUAUCCUCCUGACUUUACUUAUCCAGAUUUUGCGCCGAAAUUUACCACGGAAUUUUUCAAUGCUAAAGAAUGGGCAAACUUAUUUGAAGCUGCUGGAGCCAAAUAUGUAGUACUAACAAGCAAACAUCAUGAAGGUUUCACAAAUUGGCCAUCAAAAGUGUCAUGGAAUUGGAAUUCAAUGGCUGUUGGACCUCACAGAGAUCUUGUAGGUGAAUUAGCUGUAGCUAUCAAAGAGACUUCCAUUCAUUUUGGCUUAUACCAUUCAUUAUUAGAAUGGUUUCAUCCACUCUAUUUGCAAGAUAAAGCUUCCAACUUUACAACACAUGAAUUUGCUAAGACAAAAGCUAUACCAGAGCUUUAUGAAAUUGUUAAGCAAUACAAACCAGAAGUGAUUUGGUCUGAUGGUGACUGGGAAUGUGAUGAUACUUAUUGGAAUUCAACACAAUUCCUGGCUUGGUUAUAUAAUGAAAGUCCUGUGAAAGACACAGUAUGUGUGAAUGACCGAUGGGGUAAAAAUGUUCGAUGCAAACAUGGUGGAUUUCUCAACUGUAAUGACAGAUACAAUCCAGGUGUUCUUGUAAAGAAGAAGUGGGAAAAUGCCAUGACAAUCGACCGAUAUUCUUGGGGUUACAGACGCAACUUAAGGCUUCAAGAUUUACUGACAGUUGAUAAAUUGAUUGCUGAACUUGCUGAAACUGUCAGUUGUGGUGGCAAUUUGCUUGUAAAUGUUGGACCAACUCAUGAUGGCCGUAUUUCACCAAUCUUUGAGGAACGUUUGUUACAAUUUGGACAAUGGUUAAAGCUCAAUGGUGAGGCAAUCUACUCUUCCAAACCUUGGCUUCACCAAAAUGAUACAAUUACUCCAAGAGUAUGGUAUACAUCCAAUAAAGCCAGCAAUGGUACAGCUGUCUAUGCUAUUGUCUUAGACAGACCAAAAGGAAACCUCAUCCAUCUUGGAUCAGUUGACUACUUGCCAUCUAUCAGUGUCUCUUUACUGGGCUAUAGUGGAAAUAUUGUAAUCAAAGAGACGACAUUUGGUAUCCUGUUAAUGAUUCCAAAUAUUCAAAUUAAUCAAAUGCCAAGCAAAAGAGCUUGGGUAUUUAAAUUCAUGGGAGCUAAAUUUUAAAGAAGAUUGAAUUACAUUCCUUAAGCUAACCGUGUAUUAUACAAAUAAACAUGUAUGUGUGCCUUACAUAAUGAAUGUAUGUGUGUGUACACACACAUGUGUGUAUAAAUGUACAUGUAUAUAAGGCGGUGAGCUGGCAGAAAUUUUAGCACACUGGGCAAAAUGCUUAGUGGUAUUUCAUCUGUCUUUACGUUCUGAGUUCAAAUUCCGCCAAGGUCAACUUUACCUUUCAUCCUUUCGGGGUUGAUAAAUUAAGUACCAGUUGCAUACUAGUGUCAAUCUAAUCAACUGGCCCCCCUCCCUCAAAAUUUCGAGCCUUGUGCCUAGAGCAGAAAAGAAUAUAUAUGUAUAUGCAAAUAUAAACAAAUCUUAAUAAUGGAAAGAUACAUUGUUGGCAAAUUAUUUUGUAAGUUAACUACUUAACUGAUUAAAUGUAACAAAAAAUUUUUGCAAACUUUUUAACUUCUGUAUAUAUAUAAAUAUAAAUAUAUGAUGAACAUUUUUUUGUGUUCAGCUAAACUUCAUCUUGUCUUAGGUUUUAUAUAUAAAUAUAAUAUAUAUACAUAGGAUGAAAAUCAAGGAUGACCUAAGCAGAAUGGGAAUUCAGAACAUAAAGAGCUGGAAGGAAUGCUUCCAACACUUUAAUGAAUCUGCCAGCUAAGUGGUGGUUGUAGUAGUAGUAAUAUCUAACAUAGGCAUCAGGAGAUAAUUUUAAGGGAAGCAGGUGUAGAAUUUUGAACUCAAAACAUACAGGAUCAUAAGUAAAUACUACAAGGUUAUUAUUAGUUUGGCACUCUAUCAAUUCUGUUACUCUUGCCUGGGAUAACUCUUCAGUAUUAUUUCUAAAACAAAAAAAGAAUUACCUGCUGUAUAAAUUCCUUAUCAAUUAAAUAUUCUUUUCUACUCUUGGUACAAGGCCUGAAAUUUUUUGUGAGUGGAGCAGGGGGAGUUGAUUAGAUUGCCCCUAGUACACAACUGGUACUUAAUUUAUCGACCCCGAAAGGAUGAAAGGCAAUGUCAACCUCGGCAGAAAUUGCACUCAGAAUGUAAAGACAGACAAAAUACCGCUAAGCAUUUCACCCGGUGUGCUAAUGUUUCUGCCAGCUCACUGCCUUCUUAUCAAUUAAAUAUUAUUUUGAAAGUAA